AUGGCGGAAGAUGGGACGCUCCUUGCGCUCGCGCAGCGACAGCUGCAGGUCGAGCGCCAGCUGCGCACAAUGGUCGAGGAGGAGGCCGCAAAUGCGCAGGAGCGCUAUGAACACGAGCAAGUGUAUCAGCAGCAUUGUCAAGACGAGAGGGUGGCUGCGCUGGAGAAGGACAUCUGCCAGGCGCACCUCGAGAACCACCAGCUGCGCCUGGAAGUUCACCGCUGGCGCAAGCAGCACGCCCUCGUCAAGCUGCGCCUGGCGGGCGCUCAGGAGGACCUCGAGCUGCAGGGCGCCCACUGCCGGCAGCUGGAGGGGCGCUGCGACACGCUGGAGGGCCAGCGCGGCGCGCUAGCGGCGCAGCUGGAGGACGCGCGGCUGCAGGCGGCUGAGGCGAAGGUGCAAAUUCUUGAGCUGGCGGAGGUCAAGGCGGGGGUGCUGCAGGAGGCCAGCAAGCUCAAGGAGGACCUUGGGAACGCGAGCGAAGACCAGUGCCGGCUGACGGAGCAGAUGCGGCUGGCGACCAUGCGCGCGACCGCGGCGUCCGAGUCGGCGCGCGCGAUGGAGGAGGCCCUCGCUGGCGCCAGGCGGGAGGCGGAUGCCGCGCGGGAGCAGCUGGCAUCGCUGCGCAGGCGCGAGAUGGAGGCGUCAGCAGCGCAGGCGCGGCUCCAAAUGGCGCUGGAGCAGGCCAGGGGCGAGCUCUCUAGCGCGAAGCAGGAGCUGGCGGACUCUGACGCCGCGCGUGCUGCUGCCGAGGGGGAGGCCGCGGAGGCCCGCGCCAUGGCGACCGGCGCAGCCGAGCGGCUGGCUCUGAAGGAGCGCGAGCUGUCCGACUGGCGGGCGCUGGAAGGCGAGAGGAAGGAGCGGCUGAGGGCCAAGGAGGAGCACCUGGAGGCGCUGAUGCAGGAGCGCAUUGCGGGCCUCAAGGACCAGGCCAGCAUCAGCGAGGCGCGGCUGCUGGACCAGGUGGCUGACCUCAGGAAGCAGCUGCAGGCUGAGGGCGACGCACGAAUGCGCAAAGAGGACGCCGCCCGCCGCAGCAGCGCGGACGCCGCCGCCGCCGCGGAGCGCGCGGCGUCGCUCGAGCGCCAGCUGACCGCGCUGCAGCGCGCGGGCGCGGAGCGCGAGGCGGCGCUGGCGCAGGCGCGCGCGCAGCUGGCGCAGGCUGAGGAGAGGCUGAUGGAGAUGGAGGAGGAGGGGCCCAGGGCCUAUGCGCAGGAGCAGCAUAGGCCGCGGGACGAGCUUAGCAGCGGCGAUGGCGUCGAUGACAUCAAAGACGACGCGGGCAGCGGCAGCGACACGGAUGAUGACGAGGAUUACGGUGCCAAGGGCAAGGGCCCAGGCGGCAACAAGCGGCGGCACGUGGCGAAGAAAGCGGCGGGCGGCCGCAAGCCGGUGCCUGGGGGCGGAAGGAAGGGGGCGGACAGAAGGCAGGGGGAGAAGGCGGGAGCGGUGGAGCGCAAGCCAGCAGCGGCGAGCAAGCAGCAAAAGAAGCCGCAGCGCUCCCAGCAGGCGACCGCGGUAGAUAAUGAGGAGGAUGACGGAGAGCAGGCGGACAAGGGAAACGGGGAGGAAACCGACCAGGAGCAGCAGCAGGGGCCGCAGCCCAGAGCUUCGGCGGUGCAGCCUCAGGCGGCCGUCAGGCCGGUCAAGUCGGCGACGGCGACGGCGACGGCGACAGCGGCUGCCGCAGCGCCUGGGCAUGAAGCAUUCAAGGCCCCGGCGAACGAUGGCAGCGCGCCAUCAGGCUCCCUGGCGGCUGCAGGGAAGCCUGAUGGUGUGGCGGCUGCCAAGGUGAUGCCCAGCGCUGCCUUGCCCAGCGUACCGGCGACCGAGGCAAGCGCGCCGUCCCAGGCGGGCAGCCAGCCCGCCUACGAGAGCCGCGCCGCCAAGAACCCCCUGGCCGCCAUCCUGCAGCCCAGGGCCCAGGCGGCCGCCAGCCAGCGCCAAAACAUGAGCGUGAGCAACCUGCUGGGCAAGCUCGGCGCUGGAGCAGGGGCCGACAAGCCCGGCGCCCGCAAGCGCAAGGUCGCGCCGCUGCUGCCCUCUGUCAGCGACAUGAGCCAGCUGCCCACUCACAUGCUGGUGGGGCCCGAUUUCACGGCGCCCAGGGUCAAGCGCGCCGCUGGCUGA
Messenger RNA from Monoraphidium neglectum, 2130 nucleotides. RefSeq lists its product as hypothetical. Lineage: Eukaryota; Viridiplantae; Chlorophyta; Chlorophyceae; Sphaeropleales; Selenastraceae. The transcript is spliced from 11 exons. The record is from RefSeq and is a predicted model, not a curated record. Bases 1 to 2130 code for a protein of 709 amino acids.